Molecule: messenger RNA, 1767 nt
Organism: Aureobasidium pullulans EXF-150
Lineage: Eukaryota; Fungi; Ascomycota; Dothideomycetes; Dothideales; Saccotheciaceae
Exons: 3
Coding region: 1-1767 (588 amino acids)
Source: RefSeq, a predicted model, not a curated record
AUGGCGUCGACUUCAGCCUCUAGAUCGGAAAAACAAGCAUCGAACCACCUCCAAGCACCAGUUUUCGUCGACAAACCAGGUCGACAAUCGCCAAGGCCAAGUUUCACAUCCAGCAGGCCUUCGUGGAUCGGAAAACAGCACCUGCCUCGAUCAAUCACUCCCGAAAUUCCAACCAUGGCGCAGAAGCACGAGAUCCACUACAGCCAUCCUGGCCUUCAGCCCCCAGUGUUCAUUGCAGGUUCCAUGUGCGAGCCCGAAUGGGAGCCUAUCGAGAUGACACACAAGGAGAAGGAAGAUGGUGAGCUCGACUUUGAGCAUGAGUUUAGAGCAGAGCCAGGAGAAUACCAAUACAAGUUCAGACUCGGUCCUGGUGACUGGUGGGUCCUCGACGAGAGCAAACCAACUGUCGAUGAUGGAACAGGAAAUCGAAACAAUAUGAUUGUUGUGGAGCCGAAAUCCUCGAACGUCAACGAAUCUCACGAAACACCAAUCUCAUCGAAUGCUCAAGAAGAGGACGUUCCUGCUGCUACACACAUUACGGAUACCCAUGCCAAACAGAACGCCUCUGUCAUUGAUCGGGAGGAUGAGGACGAUGAUGACAUUCCGGAGAGCGAGAAGAAUCUUUUCAGGCAUGAGACUGUGCAGGUCGCCAAUGGUACUGGCGAGAGUGAUCACGAGGACGAGCAUGUUGAGGUUGACGAGGACGACCAAGACGAAGAGCCGCCGCUCCUCGAGCACGAAGCUGGUCCAUUCGAGCGUGUGGACAGCCAGCACGUCACGCCCUUCAAGUCUGAUAAAUUCACCUUCGAAGAUCCAUCGGAACACGCAAUCGAGGCCGACGACGAUUUCGCCGAUGACGAGCGUGACGCCCCGCCACUCUUCAGACACGAAACUGGAGCAGCAAACGACGUCGACCCCGACGAGGCUCCUCUCUUCCGUCACGAGAGCAUGUCGUCUCCGAUUGACUCCAUGUCAGCGAGUUCGCUUUCGCCCACCUCGCCCACUUCUCGCAAGCAACGCAAGCUCGACCUCGAGGACGUCAACGAUCCUUCUCUGGAACCUUUCCCGGUCGACGAAGCUGGCAUCCAGGCACGCAUUCAGCGUGUUGCAACUCGCCGUCGCGAGGAUGAAGUUGUGUUUGAGGGAACUCCUCCUUCGCCCUCUCUAGCUCAGACGAAGUCCUUCUCACCUCAGGCCGCUCCCACUCUUCCCCACAACGAGUCUAGUGAUCUGAGCCAUCUUGAUGCCAUCGAUGAAACGGAAGAGACAGACGAGGAAGUCUACAAGCCCGUGAGCAAGCCUGUUGAGAAGAAGGACUCGGUUAUGCAACCUGUUCCAAUUAACAUCAAGGUUCAAGAUGUAUCUGAGCUCGACAACAACCCUGCAUUCACGGAUGUUGCUGAUGUCUCUAACCGUGGCCCGCCAACACCGCCUAUGACACCCACAGAGCAUGCUAGAUCUAAGGCUGCUCUCCACGAUGGAGCGGCCGAUGUACACGAGGUAUCUGAUCGCGUUGGAAGCCCACGCUCCCGAAAGGACAACGCCACAGACCACAUUGCCAACCGUCCUUCGCCUUCGGAGACUGCUAAGCCUUCCACUAAAGCCUCGGCGAAGCCAGAGAAGAAGAUUGAGCCAGAGAACAGCUUGGCAUCAAACUUGUGUAUUUGGUUUAUCGGUCUUUGUGGAGGCAAAGGUCGCGCAGCUGGUGUUGCAAUUGCCAUGAGCGUUGCAGCAGCUGCAUUCGCCAUGAACACCCGCUCGGCUUAA